Messenger RNA from Annulohypoxylon maeteangense, 3507 nucleotides. RefSeq names its product glycoside hydrolase family 17 protein. The transcript has a single exon. Gene Ontology annotation, molecular function: glucan endo-1,3-beta-D-glucosidase activity; 1,3-beta-glucanosyltransferase activity. NCBI's taxonomy places the organism in Eukaryota, Fungi, Ascomycota, Sordariomycetes, Xylariales, Hypoxylaceae. Gene Ontology annotation, cellular component: cell surface; fungal-type cell wall; extracellular region. Gene Ontology annotation, biological process: cell wall organization. The coding region runs from base 580 to 2886 and encodes 768 amino acids. The record is from RefSeq and is a predicted model, not a curated record.
AGUACCGCAUAAUCCAACAAUAACAAUUACAACUACCACCACAUCCGCAACAACAAACGGGCUCUUCUCCCUUCGAGCCGCUCGAGACGCAUGGGGACAUCAUCCAUCAAUCUUCAAUCUGUCUACUGCCCAAUAAUUAUUCGUAUGUUUAAAGUAGUGCUGUCUAGGUACUAAUAUGCGAUAUAUUUUACGAGUAUUAUGAAUAGGCUAUACAGGGCAGCUAGAACGGCUUGAUCGACUAGUGCAUGUAUCACACGGACUAAGAACCUGGAAUUCUAACCCACUUCCUACUUGGACCACCAAACAGUGGCAUACCUAGUACACCAGAUCGCUAUUCCACCAUUUACAAGCAAAUUUGGUACCUUGCACAUGUGUGUUUAAAUCUAAGUACAAUCGUAUCAUCUCGUAUUGGUACCAUUCGUUACUUGGACACUCCCUUGCUCUUUCUCUCUUUGUUACACGGUCUUGCUUUAGUCUUUCGUUAUUGACCCACCUCGCGCAGAACGGCCCUUCUCCAAUCCUAGUUGAGUUCUUGUUUUGGGGGCUUGGGACGAGCUCUUGCCUUCUCUUUCUGAAACCAUGAGGCGUCGCUCCUCCUUUGACUCUGACCCCGGCGAGCACGCCCCUCUCGACGAUCUAAAUGACCCAUCCUCCCAACGGCAAGCGCAUUCCAAUCAUUAUCGUCAACAACAGUCUCCUUCCCGCUCUCGCUCUUCCUCCCCAUCAUCUCAACCUCCCUUGUACCAAAAUAUCAAUUCGGUCUCCCUUUCUUCAGAACAAUAUCACGAUUACGACCGCAACUCAUCACAUCCUUCGCCCACAAGAACAAGGCCCUUAGGCCAUCCCGGUGCUCAUCCCGAUUCGGCAUUUAAUAGGCUGCGCCAGAAUAUAAGAUAUAGCGGAGGCGCCGAAAGAGCUGCUGUCGAUGAUUUAGCUGGAAGGGAAGUUUAUGACGUGGCUGAACUGUCUUUAUCUAGACCAAUUCCACCACCUCAUCGGCAGAAUAGUGUAUCUACCUGGGGACGCCAAGUACCUCAUACUAACGUCACUCCUGGGGUAGACAAUUUUGGUGACGCUGCCGUCGGUGGCAUGUCAGGGCUUGCUAUGAGCGUCGCCGAAAGAAACGCACGGGACAGCGGAUUAGAAGCCAUGAGGCAACCUAUAUACCCACCAGAAGCCUACCAGGACGUUCCGUCUCAACACCAUACAUACGACGAGCCUACAGGUGGCUACGGAAAUGACCGGAGCUACGACAUGUCGCCAAGUUACGGUCCUAACGCCUAUAGUCCUGCGCAAGCAUAUAACUCCUCGCCUAGCCUUGCACCUAUGGGAGCUGCGGCCCUGAGCCAUUCAGGUCGAGGGACGCCUACGCGAAGUGUCCAUAGCUAUUCAAGCGACCCGUUUAGGGAUCCCCAAAUGGCGUAUGGUCAAAGAAUGGAUCCCUAUCUCGGCCAGUUUAAUCCCAAUGAUAUCGACGACGACGGCGACGACGGUCUCGAGUAUCGACGCUCUGCCCGGAAUAGUAUCCUAAGCCUAGGUGGAUCAAAUAAUCGAGGCAAUGGUGCCGCCGCUGGCGCUGGCGGUGCCGUGGCCGCUAGCGGUGUAAUGGGUGGGCUCAUGGGAAGGGGCCGAAAUAGCGGCGCCAAUUAUGACCCGGUACAGAACACGAAUGCGGCCGGCAAUCUAGCCGGCGUAGGCGGAUACGAGAUGAGCGCGAAGACAGAAAAGCAGUCGGAAUGGUUGUCGGGCCAGAAUAGCAGUCGAAAGAAGUGGAAAUGGUUUAUUUUGAUCCUCGUCGGUCUCAUCAUAGCAGGUGGAGUAGCAGGCGGCAUCGUCGGCGGACUAUUGGCGAAGAACAAGAAGGGCAAUGGCGGCGGUGCGGAUGGGGUUCAGUCUGCUGAUUCUGACUCUGCAAAGAACGGCGAUCUGGAUAUCAAUUCGGAUGAGAUUCGAGCGUUAAUGAACAACCCCAACCUACACAAAGUCUUCCCGGGCGUCGACUAUACGCCUAUUAACGUGCAGUACCCGGAUUGUAUUAAGAACCCGCCUUCCCAGAACAACGUUACCCGAGACGUCGCCGUCCUCUCACAACUAACCAACACGAUUCGGCUCUACGGUACUGACUGCAACCAGACGGAGAUGACCAUUCACGCGCUGAAACAGUUGAAACUUGACACCGAGAUCAAGAUCUGGCUCGGCGUCUGGCAGGACAACAACGAUACCACCAAUAAACGCCAGCUCAGCAGGAUGUGGAAUAUAUUGGAUGAGUAUGGAGCUGAGCCAUUCAAAGGACUCAUCAUAGGCAACGAGAUCUUGUUCCGAAAACAGAUGACCGCGACGCAGCUUAGUAAUCUUCUGGAUUCGGUGAGAACAAACUUGACCACUCACAAUUGGAACCUGCCCGUCGCCACCAGUGAUCUAGGCGACAAUUGGGAUUCCCAACUGGCACAGAUUAGCGACUAUAUCAUGGGCAACAUUCAUCCUUUCUUCGCCGGUGUUAACGCUAAGGAGGCUGCUUCAUGGACCUGGUCAUUUUGGGAGAACAAGGCUAAGUCGUUUUUCAAGACGGACAACCAGAAGAACGUCAUUUCCGAAAUUGGCUGGCCGACAAAAGGUGGUACCGACUGCGGUGACGCUAGUGUCACAAGUUGCCCCGAUGGCUCGGUGGCCGGUAUCAACGAAUUGAACACUCUGAUGGAGGGUUGGGUCUGCCAAGCACUAGCAAACGGAACAAACUAUUUCUGGUUUGAGAUGUUUGAUGAACCGUGGAAGAUCAGUUUCGACACCCCAGGUAAAGAAUGGGAAGACCAAUGGGGCCUCAUGGAUGUCAAUAGGAACCUGAAGGAGGGCGUCAAGAUUCCCGACUGUGGAGGAAAAACUAUCUAGGUGGGUAUAAAAAUCGCGUCGUGAUGGCGUAGUAAGAGAUUAGAGAAAGCGUUCUUGAGCGGCCAUCUAGUCAGGGCGGACAUAUUUCGAUAGGGUUUCCCAAGCUCGAGAUAAGACGAAAGUCUUGUAAUCCACACUACGCGACAUCGAAACUCUCGAGGCUCAGGAGCUGCACCCGUCGAUCAUGAUAAAAGAGGAUAUGGUACGAACGGACCCGGACGGAGUUUGGCAUUUGGUUUUGACGGUUAUUUCUUUCACCGGUUUAAGUCCCGGCGCUGGGGAUGAAGCGAAUGCAGCAUUAGAGUAUCAAUGGGAGGUAUGACUAUGCGGCCAGGUAGAUGACAAUGAUGGAUGUGCACUUUGCAUUUCUCCAGGUAUGGCUUUGUCAUUUUCGGUGUCCGUGGCGCUUGGUUUGGUAUACAUUAUGUUGAGAUGUUUUGAAGUUUCGAGCGGACGAGUAUGUGGCUGGUGUUAGAGGGCCAUGCCGAAUACUCUCGCGCGCUAGAAAUACCUCAGCUAGAAGGUUAAUAAAUAAAUGUCAUGGAAUUUACUGAUUGCGAGCCUGUUCACAAUUUACCUAGGUGCCUCUGUAGGUAGGUAGGUAUAUAAAGGAAAUUUUUU